Molecule: messenger RNA, 1498 nt
Organism: Thrips palmi
Lineage: Eukaryota; Metazoa; Arthropoda; Insecta; Thysanoptera; Thripidae
Exons: 9
Coding region: 312-1349 (345 amino acids)
Source: RefSeq, a predicted model, not a curated record
CUUAACCGAUCAUUCGAAUGUUCCUUGGUGCUGUCGAUUGGGCUUUGUAAUGGAGGGCUUUCAGGGUGGAUCGCGCUUUUAGAAAAUUUGAAAUUUAUUGUUGUUGAUCUUUUCUCUUGUUCUCGUGACAUCCGACUGUCUCCUUUUCGUUGUCGGGCUCUCGCAAUCGCAAAUACAUGAUAGUGAUGCAGGAUGCGGCGUGGGAUAAGCAAGACGACGCUGUCUCGGCAUUACCCCGCGCGCGAAGUGUGUCCGGAUCGGAGUUAGGGAGCCCAAUUGCUGAAACCGUUGAUUUUCGCAACUGGUGAUCCAUGUCGCUGGACGAGGCCCUGGCCAGGGUCCUGGUGGGCCGAAUCCAUCCGGCAGAAAGGGCACAGGAUGAGUUUAAGAGCGUCAUGCACUCGUUCUUGUCCAAACUGCUAUUCUUACUUCGCAAUGAUUCUUACUUUGGGUCUCUGCUCAACGUCGGCAGCCAACCCUCGAGACUGCAAGAGACGGGCAGCGACCGGUUCGAGGUCAAAAUUGUUCUCAAGAAUCUAUGGCGCCUCGUGGGACUGCACCUAGUGAUCCGACUAGCCGAAAAAGGCACUGUUGCCAUUGAACCUAGGAGGGCGAGGGACCUCGAAUCGAAAAUGGUUCUAGCGAGGGUGCAGCACCCUCUCUUCGAGGUCAUUCGCCCGUCGGACGUGAUCGUCCUGUUCGCGGCUGCGGUCUCCGCGGCCGUGCCGAAGAUGAACUUCUCGCACGCAGCGAUGCAGGGCGUGCCGCGUGUGGUGAUGUCGAAUGCAACAGUGACGCUGUUUGUUGACUUCAACGGCAAACCCAUGCGAGUUGAGCUGGUGCCCGUUUUCCAAUUCCCGUGGGCCUUUCUGCCGACAGAGCUCAAGGAAGAGAGCCAUAAUCUGAAGGUCCACCAUGCGAAGGUGCCUCCGGGUGAAAGUAAUUGGUCCGCGGUUCCUCAAAAGGACCGAAACCAAAUGACUUGGGCCAUAGAAUUCCAUGGCUUAGAGAACGAGUUCAUACAAAAUAAGGGCGCUGAAGACGCUAUGAGAUUAAUUCAGGGCAUCGCCGGGCUGGACCUGCCGCGCCGCAUCGUGCUGCAGGCACUCUUGUGGCUGGACGAGGAGCGAGGACCCUCCUUUUGGGACUCCGGCUUGGGCAACAUCGUCCGGGAGGUCGUGGAGUUCCUCUAUCAGGCUUUCUAUCAUUCCAAGCUGAGCAACUUUUGGAUCCAGGGCCACGAGCUGCUGGGUAUGGAUACUCAGGCGGUGGCGGACCAGCUGUUGGAGGUUUUGAAUGUGCUCCGUAGUCCCGGUGCUCCCGACUUCGUGGACUCGCUCUACACGUAAUUUGCAGUCGUCACUAAGUUUCUUAUUUAUUUGUUUUAAAACAAAAUUCCCUGUAACAUGUCAACCUUUUCCAUUGACGCGGAAAUUUGACUGCCAAUGACGACUGAUCAAUUUGAUUUGCAUGUGUGUGUUUUUAAAAAUACAAAAGU